This is a messenger RNA of Vigna umbellata (rice bean), 3242 nucleotides long. RefSeq names its product protein NLP6-like. The record is from RefSeq and is a predicted model, not a curated record. Gene Ontology annotation, molecular function: DNA-binding transcription factor activity; protein binding. Lineage: Eukaryota; Viridiplantae; Streptophyta; Magnoliopsida; Fabales; Fabaceae.
UUGCAAGUGGAAGGGAGUUGUAAAAAUUUUCACAUGGAAUCACAAACUCUAUGCAUUCACCUGAAGUUUACCCAUCAUCAUCAUCAUCAUCAUCGUCAUCAUCUAUUCUACGCUGCCCUUAAACUUCUCUUCACAAAGUUUCAAUCUUCACCGCAAACUCUUUAGCACUCUGAGAAGAAAAUGUCAGAAUCUGAGGAAGAAAAUACAGACCGUGUUCCAAGGUCAAAGCCCGCAGAGGAAGUUGGCUGCACCAUGGACUUCGAUCUUGACUUAGAAACUUCAUGGCCUUUGGAUCACAUGUCCUUUGGCUCCAAUCCCAUGUCACCUUUUCUGUUCUCCUCCAACUCUGACCAGCCUUACUCUCCUCUGUGGGCUUUCUCUGAUGGAGAAGACGCCAAGUUUCCAGCUUCUGCCUUCUCUGAUUGCCACAAGAUCUUCCCUUGUGAUUCAAAUUCAAUUGAUGAAAAGCCAGAGGAGAAUGAUGACAACAAGAAGCUUUUGCCACCACUUGCGCCUAUGCCACCACUGGAAAAUGUGGGCGGAUACUGUGUAAUUAAGGAAAGGAUGACACAAGCGCUUCGAUACUUCAAAGAGUUGACUGAAUUGAAUGUUCUGGCUCAAGUUUGGGCACCUGUGCGGAAUGGUAAUCGGUAUGUGCUUACAACUUCAGGUCAACCAUUUGUUCUUGAUCCACACAGUAAUGGGCUGCAUCAGUAUAGAACGGUCUCUCUGAUGUACAUGUUUGCUGUGGAUGGGGAGAACGAUGGAAGUUUGGGACUCCCUGGUCGGGUUUUUCAGCAGAAAUUACCAGAAUGGACUCCCAAUGUUCUGUAUUAUUCCAGUAAAGAGUAUCCACGCCGAGAUCAUGCUCAACAUUACAAUGUUCGUGGAUCUUUGGCUCUGCCCGUGUUUGAACCUGCAUUGCAGUCAUGUGUUGGUGUACUGGAGUUGAUAAUGACUUCUCAGAAGAUUAACUAUGCUCCCGAGGUUGAUAAAAUCUGCAAAGCCCUUGAGACAGUAAAUUUGAGGAGUUCGGAAAUUUUGGACCAUCCAUACACUCAGAUAUGUAAUGAAGGCCGUCAGAAUGCUUUAUCAGAGAUCUUGGAGAUACUGACAGUGGUUUGUGAAACUCAUAAUUUACCUCUGGCGCAAACAUGGAUUCCUUGUAAGCAUCGGAGUGUCUUGGCCCAAGGUGGUGGUGUGAAGAAAAUUUGUUCUAGUUUUGAUGGUAGCUGCAUGGGGAAAGUUUGCAUGUCUACAACUGACGUAGCAUUCUAUAUUAUAGAUGCCCAUUUAUGGGGUUUCCGUGAGGCCUGUGUUGAGCAUCACUUACAACAAAGUCAAGGGGUUGCUGGGAGGGCUUUUUUGUCCCACAGCAUGUGCUUCUGUUCAAGCAUUACCCAAUUCUGCAAGACUGAUUACCCCUUAGUUCAUUAUGCUCUCAUGUUUGGAUUAACAAGCUGUUUUGCAAUAUGUUUACGAAGCUCUCAUACAGGAACUGAUGAUUAUGUAUUAGAGUUUUUUCUGCCUCCUAGGGUCACAGACUUUCACGAACAAAAGACUUUGUUGGCGUCCAUAUUGGCAACAAUGAAACAGCAUUUCCAGAGUCUUAAGAUUGCUUCUGGUGUUGAACUUGAGGAUGGUUCAAUUGAAAUUAUCGAAGCAACAAUUGAAAGAAUUCACACGAGGCAUGAAUCCAUUCCAAUUGCCCCAUCUAUUAGAUCACAUCCUAGACCUGAUACUUCACCAUAUAUGGAGGAGGAAGUUUCACUUGAUCCAUCAGAGCAACACAUAUUGAUGUACUGUAAUGGUACCAAUCAUGGAGCGAAUCUCAGUGAUAAAGCAGGUGGGAAAAUUGAUCAUAUGAUUACUUUAGAGACUAAAACCUCAAAGAAACCCUUAGAGAGGAAGCGUGGAAAAACUGAGAAAUCAAUCAGUCUUGAAGUCUUGCAACGAUAUUUUGCUGGGAGUCUAAAAGAUGCUGCAAAGAGCCUUGGUGUUUGUCCUACCACAAUGAAGCGCAUCUGUAGGCAGCAUGGGAUAUCACGAUGGCCAUCUCGAAAGAUCAACAAGGUUAAUCGUUCCCUGUCCAAGCUGAAGCGUGUUAUUGAAUCUGUCCAGGGUGCUGAAGGAGCAUUUGGUUUGAAUUCUCUCAGCACAAGUCCACUUCCCAUUGCUGUUGGUUCCCUUCCUGAACCAUCUACUCCAAACAAGUUCAGCCAGCCAGUCUCAAUGAGCAUUAGACCAUCAGAACCUCAGAUGAAAGUGAAUGAAUUGAAUGCCUCCAAAGAACUAGAAACAAACAGAGAAGCAGGAAUGGAAGAUCAAUUGGUAGGAGGAAGAAUACAUAAUCUUGAGAGAGUUACCAAUGAUAAAGGAGGUUCUACUCAGGAGAUUGGGAAAGAACCGAAAAGGACUAGAACUGGAAGUGGCUCAAGUGAGGAUAGCACAAACCCUACUUCUCACGGUUCAUGGCAUGACAGUAUCCCAAAUGAAAGUUCACCUGUAAAAGAUAUAUUCAUUACUUCCAACCAUGACCAAUGUGCAGUGCUAAGGAGAUCACCAGAGUCAACACUGCAGCCAGCCACUAAUACACCGAACCAGGCCACUCCUUUCUGUAUGCCAGAAUUUGUGGCUGCAGAACUUCAAGAGCCAUUUGGAGGGAUGCUAAUAGAGGAUGCUGGUAGUUCUAAAGACUUAAGAAAUUUGUGUCCUUCAGUAGCUGAGGCCAUUUUGGAGGACCUUGUUCCUGAAGCUUGUGGGACUAAUCCUCCAGCCUUAGAUUUGUCUCCCAAGCAAAGCAUGGGUACUCCUAAUAAAGCAGUGACACCUUUUGCAGCAACGAAAGAAAUGAAGACUGUGACUAUCAAGGCAACAUACAGAGAAGAUAUCAUAAGAUUCCGGGUCUCAAUGACAUGUGGCAUUGUGGAACUGAAAGAAGAAGUUGCCAAAAGAUUGAAACUUGAGGUGGGUACGUUUGAUAUCAAGUACCUUGAUGAUGAUCAUGAAUGGGUUUUGAUAGCCUGUGAUGCAGACCUGCAGGAGUGCAUGGAUGUGUCAAGAUCACCAGGAAGCAACAUAAUCAGGGUUUUGGUGCAUGACAUAACGUCCAAUCUUGGAAGCUCAUGUGAGAGCUCGGGAGAGUGAGAAGUGUGUGUACAUAGGUUUAGUUUGUACUCUAAUUAUGUAGGUCCUUUCUCGUUUUUAGGAUAAAAACACGGAAACAAAAUAGUUUUUGGUUA